AUGCUCAUUGAUCAUCUAGUCGCACGAUCCGAAAGCGAAGGCCAUGUAGUUUUAUCGUCCACAGCAUCUGUCACCAACGAUGGCACCCGUCAACCGGAGACCCCCUCGCCUGCGUAUGGCUUCCGGACCGAACCCAACCGCCACGGCCGCACAUCGAGCUAUCCUAUCAGCGCCUCACACGCAACAACAUCAGCCGACCCCGCAGGGGAUGCCAUCAGCUCCAGCUACGAUCUGCGGACCGAUGUGCGAAGUCUGCUCGCCUCGCGCCCGAGCCUGCCCUCACACCCAAGUCACGACGAACGCGGCUCCCUCCAGCCGGGGCGCCCGUCAUCUCGCCCGCACAGGACGAUCCUCGACAUGCUGCCGCCAGAAUCAGACGCCGCGUUCCUCGUCGAGACGCUCCUCUCCUUUGUCGGGGUCUCACAGCAGUUCUUCGAUCCUCGGGACGUGCUGGACCAGGUCGACCAGCUCUACGAGAAUCCCGACAAGCUGAAGCAGGACUCGAUCCUGCGCUUCUGCGAAACCAUUCUGGUGCUUGCCGUGGGCAUCCAGUUUGCAGUCAAGUCAACAGAGCGGAAGAAGAACCCCGGGAUCGAGCUUUUUGACUUUGCCAUGGGCUCUCUGCCGAGCGUGUCGACCUGGCGCGCAACGAGCACGCCGAUCAUGGGCAUCCUCGGCCUGGCGGCUGUCUACCUGCAGAACCUCGACCGAAAAGACGACGCAUACUUCUACGUCAGUACCGCCCGAGACCGGAAGAUGGCGCCCCCCGAACUAACACGCAGCAGUCAAGCACAGCGUUGCGGUUGGCGAUAUCCUGCCGCCUGCAUAAGAAGGCCCAUACGCGACGUCAGCUGCAGUCGGAAUGGGUCAAGUCGAACAGACUCUGGUGGACGAUCUACAUGCAAGACAGCAGCAGCGACAGAAAGCCCUUUGGGCAUCGAGGACGACGCGAUCACGAUCGAGGCGCCGUUUCCGUCAUUCGGCUUCCAGUCGCCUGAUGCCAUCAACAUCAAUGUCAGCCUGGCUCGCGUCAGCGGCCAGAUCUACUCCACAAUCUAUGGCUGCCACAUGAUUCGACAGGAUGCGUUCGUGAUCCGCGUGCAGGCUGUGAUGCGAUCCCUCCACAAGAUUGCCCGCAGCAUGCCCUCCGAGUUCUCGCUGGACUUCGGGGCGCCUGUUCUGAAAGUGACCAGAACGGCAGCAUCACUACACUUGAUGCUCUACCAGCCCUUGAUGUACGCUGCGCGACCGCUGCUGCUCAGAGCGGCAAAAGGUGUCAUCGGUCACCAGACGCAGAGCAGUGGCUUGGACGAGCCCCUGCUGCAGUCUCUCAUCAAGCCGUGCCUGGCCGCUGCUCGUCGAAGCCUCAUGAUUCUAACGGCCAUGCAGAACCAGGGCAUCCUUGCGAUGUACGGCUUCUUCGACCUGGACGCCAUCUUCUCCGCAGCCUUCAGCGUCAUCCUCGACAGCGUCAUGAACACGCACGCCAGGACAGCCAACUCGACCUGGCUCAACAGCGCGUGCCAUCUGCUCCUCGUCAUGGGGGAGUGCGGCAACGCUGCCGCCGCAUCACGCAGGGUUGAGAUCCUGCGCAUAUGCGAGCACCUCUCGCUGCCCUUUGAGCCCGACGAGCACAACAGGUCGAUCCCGGGCGACGGCACCAAGGCCGCCGACGCCGUCAACCGCGUCGACGACGUCGCCGCCACGCUGACAUCCCUGCGCCAGGGGAACCUGCCUCCGUACAGCACGGCGCCGCCGUCCUCCGAGUUCUCCGGGGCGGCGCAGACAAUCGGCAUGGCCGGGCUCACAGACGACACGGUCAGUCCGUUUGCCCAGCUCGAGGACAUGUUUGACAUCCAGGCGUUCCUCGGAUCGGAUGAGCAGCCGAGCGGCGAGGCGCAGUUGUCGGAGCAUGUGGCGGCGGCUGACGGCGCGACGAUCGAUGAUGGCGAUUUCUCCUGGCUGUACCAAGAUUCUGAUUUCGCGUUGACGGGCGCGGACAUGACGGACUGGGAGGUGUUUGGGCGGUAUCUCAAUCUUUCGUAA
This is a messenger RNA of Verticillium alfalfae VaMs.102, 2046 nucleotides long. RefSeq lists its product as hypothetical. Gene Ontology annotation, molecular function: sequence-specific DNA binding. Bases 1 to 2046 code for a protein of 681 amino acids. Gene Ontology annotation, cellular component: nucleus. Gene Ontology annotation, biological process: positive regulation of transcription by RNA polymerase II. NCBI's taxonomy places the organism in Eukaryota, Fungi, Ascomycota, Sordariomycetes, Glomerellales, Plectosphaerellaceae. The transcript has 5 exons. The record is from RefSeq and is a predicted model, not a curated record.